Molecule: messenger RNA, 1674 nt
Organism: Nematolebias whitei (Rio pearlfish)
Lineage: Eukaryota; Metazoa; Chordata; Actinopteri; Cyprinodontiformes; Rivulidae
Exons: 9
Biological process (GO): negative regulation of cell adhesion; regulation of cell shape; regulation of cell migration
Cellular component (GO): semaphorin receptor complex
Molecular function (GO): protein binding; semaphorin receptor activity
Source: RefSeq, a predicted model, not a curated record
AUGAUCCUGCUGCUUGGUCUGCUCUGGUCCUUCAGGACAGAACCAGUCCUGUGUCUGGAGGAAGACGGAGAUUUGAGCCUGGAUAGAGACAUCCGUCACUUCACAGUGACCACCGACUCUCUCUACAUCUCCACAGAGGAGAAGCUGUACCAGCUGAGCCUCAACCUGGCUCCAGUCUGGACUUUGACCCAGAGAGGGGUUCUGAUGGGUGGUGACCAGAUGGACCAGCAGGACUUUCAGUGGGUCUCUGAGGGGAAGUCAACUUUCAUCGUCAACAUGUUGCUUCCAUUUGUCAGGGACAAAUCAGUGAUCAGCUGCGGAGUGAUUGAUGAUGAUUGUGGUUUCUGUGAGCUGCUGGACCUGAAGAACAUCUCUAAGGUUCUGCAUAUAGAACCCAUCCUGGUGGGACCCCUGAGGCGCAGCAGCGCGUCUGUUGGCUUCCUGGUGGACGUGGAGAAACCUCCAAAGACAGAGACUUUUAUCCUGACUGCGAUCCAACAAGACAGCGAGGACACCAAGAAGUCUGGUUCUGAUAAUGAGAUGAUAAACCUCCAUAAUGCAGAUAAAGCAGCGUUCAGAGGAAUAUUUUCUAGAUCUGAUCCAUCAGGAACCACACCUGGGAUCAAGAGUGAUUUUAAUGUGACAUUUGUGGAUGGAUUCCAGAUCAGUUCAACAGUUUAUCUGUUCUCCAACUCGAACCCAAAGGUGCUGAAAGCGAAGGCGCUGCUCCUCAAGAAGAACUACAUGAGCUCUGUGCUGGUGGUGAGGAAGAGGAGCUGGCUGGUUUUCUUCAUCGGAACCACAGACGGGCAGUUCAUCAAGGUUUGGAGAAAAUUCAAACCUAACUGUCCAAAGGUGCUCUACAGGGCCAGUGGAGACCAGGACCUGUUUCCUAAAACCCAUCUGGACCCAGUGGAUCAGAAACACGUUUAUGUGCCGUUUCAAAACCAGAUUUGGCGUGUUCCAGUGUCCGAGUGCAGCAGGAGCAGGAACCUGAGAGAGUGCUGGUCUGCUCAGGACCCGUUCUGUGUGUGGUGCGUCUAUCAGAACAGUUGCACGUUUGAAGACGACUGCAAAGCUUCAGAGUGGCUGUCUGUCCCUGAGGAGUCCCACAACAAAAUGGUUUCUCACAGAGUGGUGAAGGAUCCGAGUGGAGAGAUGAAACUCAUCAUCCGGACCCACCUGAGCGUGGAGCCGAGUGUUCAGUCCAACUUCGCCUGUCACUUCCCCUUAACUCCUGCUCAGCUUUGUAGAACAACUGGACCUCCACCACAUUACCCACAAUGCACCUGCAUCCUGUCUGACAUGCUGACGGUCAGCAGCUUAAAAUUAAUGAUGGACGUGUUCUCUGCAGCAAAAUCCUUUACUUCCUACCUUGACGUCACCGUGAAGAUCAAACUCAGGAGAACGUUUCUAACAGAGCAGCUGAAGCUGCUCAACUGUUCAGAGAUCCACAGACAGCCAAGUUGACUCCUGUGUCAGCAGUGCAUCAGGGCUGGGUGUGGAUGGAGAGACAACAGCUGCUCCUGGGCCUCCGAACAAGAGCAGGAAGUAAAACUGAACCUUUUCUACCCUUCAUCUUUUCAAACUGAGCCACUCAGACCUGACAGAAACACCUGCUUCACUCAGAAACACCAACAGCUGCUCCACGAAGAUGCAGUCGACUCAUUUUAG